Molecule: messenger RNA, 1752 nt
Organism: Bactrocera latifrons
Lineage: Eukaryota; Metazoa; Arthropoda; Insecta; Diptera; Tephritidae
Gene: egr
Product: protein eiger
Biological process (GO): immune response
Cellular component (GO): membrane
Molecular function (GO): tumor necrosis factor receptor binding; receptor ligand activity
Source: RefSeq, a predicted model, not a curated record
AUUUCUUUACGUAGGAAGUGAAUGUACUCAAGAGAUUCCAUUCAGUUUUAAGCGAAGUAUUUAGCCGUUCGGACGUCGUACUUUCCAACAACACAAGUGCAAUAAAAACAACAAUUCCUGAGUGUUAAUCAGAUGCAAAUUAAAUAAAUGAGUAGUCCAAAAUAUUUGUUUGUGUAAUAGGCCUUUGCCGAUCUCAUCAUAUACUGAUGAAUUUGAGUCAUAUGUAUGGAUACAUAUACUUGUACAUAUGUAUAUUAAGCUUGUAUUCAGACUCAUAUGCUACAUAUACAAACUUAUGUCAAAUACUGAUAGUUUCGGUGAUAGAAGAAUCUUGUGAAGCUAAAAAUUGUUGAUAAGAAAUAAAUAGAUAAAUUGACUAUCAAAUUAUGAAACAAUACAUACAAUAUAUGGUACAUUUAGUGGCUUGCAAGUGUUAAAACUUAUAAACAUUAGUACAUAAACGGACUUUUAAUGUGUAGUAAGAACAUUGCUGAUUAGCUUUCGUGCUUUGCAUUAUUAUAUAUUAAUUAUGACAACGGAAACCCUUAAGCCCUUUCUAUCAACGUCCCGCCGAGUGGAUAGCGUUACUACAAUGCGCUUGAGCACCACAUCACAUUGUCAACAAGGCUUCAACUUUAAGCGGAUAAUUUUCGGCACAUUUGCUGUGGUUUUAUUUUUAUGUUUGUUUGGUUUUAUGUAUGUUCAUUUUCGGCGUAUUUCUCAAAUUGAAACGAAUAUUCAACAUUUGACGAAAAAAAUAUUGCAAAUGCAAGAACGACUGGACCUGACGAAUUUAAACGAUUUGGGUGAUUAUGAAAAUGAGUACGAUACCGUAAUUAUUGAUCAACCAAAAAUAUCACGAAAUGCUGGAGGAAAAUUUAGCCAAGGAUAUGAACCAGAUUAUUACGAAAAUGAAUCUGAUUAUACUGAGUUUAGAAACGAGUUCCCCGUUAUGAACUAUGACGAGGAUGAAGAUGAUGAAGCAAAAAAUUACAUUAUUAAUGACGAUUCUAAAGGAAAUGAAGAUGAAGAUGAUGAAAACGUUAUGGAAACAUCAGAUGAUGGCGAUUUAUAUGAUAAUUUUUCCAAAUUCAAUGACUCACGAAAAAAUAACACAAGUGCGCGUAAUCCGCGUGCCAUUGAAUCAGAACUAUUUAGCAAAGACGAUCAGAAAUCUAAAAUCAUAGACUUAAGAAAAAGUGCUGAUGAAUCUUUGGAUGCUCUUAAUCACCCUAAGAAUAUGGUGAUACUUAGCAUUUUCCGGCGAUAUGUAUAUUGGUCAUCCCAGUUGGCCAAAUGAAAUUGACGUCGAUAAGUAUUUCAAAGUGGAAAAUGGCGUAUUAACAGUAUAUGAAACGGGCCUUUAUUAUGUAUACGCGCAGGUUUGUUACAACAAUACUCAUGAUCAGAAUGGAUUUGUGAUAUUUCAUGGUCAUAAGCCAUUUCUUCAAUGUUUAAAUACUGUACCAACGAACAUGCCACACAAGAUUCAUACUUGCCACACUAGCGGACUUAUCUACCUGAAAGAACAUGAAACAAUUCAUUUACGUGAUUUUCAUAGUGAUAGAAAUGCUAUUUUAAAGGAGUCCAAUAAUCGGAGCUAUUUUGGGUUAAUAAAAAUAUAAAAAAUAAGGUUACAUACAUAUAUAUGUCUCAAUGGAGAACACUCAAUCCUGUCACUAUUAAUGUAUUUAAAAAAUUUGCUCAUUGUGAUUUGAUAGAUUGCGAAUAAAUAUAUAUUAAAAAAAAAUA